Messenger RNA from Lotus japonicus, 2581 nucleotides. RefSeq names its product L-type lectin-domain containing receptor kinase IX.1-like. The transcript has a single exon. Gene Ontology annotation, cellular component: plasma membrane. Gene Ontology annotation, biological process: protein phosphorylation. Bases 148 to 2190 code for a protein of 680 amino acids. The record is from RefSeq and is a predicted model, not a curated record. NCBI's taxonomy places the organism in Eukaryota, Viridiplantae, Streptophyta, Magnoliopsida, Fabales, Fabaceae. Gene Ontology annotation, molecular function: carbohydrate binding; protein kinase activity; ATP binding.
AAGAAAGAAAGAAGAAAAGUAUGGAAUAUGUCUUAGUAAUUAUAACAUUACUAUUAUUCCAAAUGCACAACAUUCACCACAACAUUGAGAACUGAUCAUAAAUGCACAAAAUCAUAAAUUUGACAAAAGAUAAAUACAUAUAUCCACAUGAAAGUGUGUUCACCCUUUAGACUUCCAACAAAUCUUAACUCCCACUUAACAAUGGCUGGUUGUGCUAGGAUAACCUUUUGGUUCCUCAUGAUAAUCCCUUUCACAAAUGCUAAGCCUCAGUCUUUCCAUUACUCCAACUUCACUCUUGCUAAUUUAAAGCUUUUAAAUCUGGAAGGCAAUGCCUCAAUCUCUGAUUCAGGUAUCCAACUCACAAGGGAUGGAGUGCAGCCAGAUAGCAAUGGGAUUGGAACACUUGGGAGAGUCACAUAUUCUGAGCAUGUGCAUCUUUGGGACAGCAGAACAAAACAACAGAAAGACUUCACAACCCACUUUUCCUUUGCUGUUUUCUCCAACCAGAGUUCUUAUGGUGAUGGUUUGGCAUUCUUCCUAGCAAGCCCGGAACUCCUAAACGAAAACAACACAGCAAAACAAACAGGUGGUAGCCUCGGCAUUGGUCUUGGUGAUAUCAACCAAACUCUUCUGCAAACUGAUUACCAAUUUGUUGCUUUGGAGUUUGACACUUUCUCCAACGAGUACGAUCCAGAUGGUGCUCAUGUAGGUGUGAAUGUCAAUUCUAUGAGCUCCGAAAUGCUUGUGGAAUGGUGGACAGAUAUUCCAAAUGGGAGACUUUAUAAUUGCAGUAUUGAGUACAGUUCUAGAAGCAAUGAUUUCAAGGUUUUUUUCACUGGAUAUAUAUCCAAUGGUGAUCCUGUGACACAGUACCUGUCAUACCAAGUUGAUACCAAACAGGCCUUACCAGAGAUGGUUGUUGUUGGGAUAUCAGCAGCAACAGGAGGACAUUCUGAGAAGCACACCCUGCUGUCAUGGUCAUUUAGAACAAGCCUACCAAGUACUGUUGCUGAUUUUGAGAAGGGAAGAGACUUAAUCAAGUCAAAACUGUUAGAGGGAAUAGGAAUUGGUGUUGUUGUGCCUUUGGUUUUAUUAGGUUUGGUUCAUAUUUUAUUAUGGAUGAUGAAUAUAGGAAAGGAAGAAAAAGAAGAAGAAGCCACUUCAGAAACCGCUUCUGAUCAGAACAUGGAUGAUGAAUUCCAAAAGAGUUCUGGGCCUAAGAAGAUUUGUUAUUAUGAAUUGUUAACUGCAACAAACAACUUUGAAGAGACACAGAAGCUUGGGCAGGGUGGUUUUGGUGGUGUUUACAAGGGCUAUUUUAGAAACUCAAACUCAUAUGCUGCUGUAAAGAGGAUAUCAGCAAAUUCAAAACAAGGCCUAAAGCAAUACACAGCAGAAGUGAAGAUCAUUAGCCAACUGAGGCACAGGAAUUUGGUGAAACUUGCUGGUUGGUGCCACAAAAAGACUGAUCUCCUCCUAAUAUAUGAGUACAUGCCAAAUGGAAGCUUAGAUUCUCAUAUUUUUCGUGGGAAAAGCAUCUUGUCAUGGCAGGUGAGGUACAGCAACAUAGCUCAGGGAUUGGCCUCAGCAUUGCUUUAUUUGCAGGAAGAAUGCGGAAAAUGUGUGCUUCACAGGGACAUCAAAUCAAGCAACAUAAUGUUGGACUCAGACUUCAAUGCUAAGCUUGGAGAUUUUGGCCUAGCUAGGUUUGUGGAUUCUGAGAAAGGAUCACAAACCACUGUUGUAGCUGGUACCAUGGGUUACCUAGCCCCUGAGUAUAUGCACACUGGCAAGGCCAGAAAGGAAUCGGACAUAUUCAGUUUUGGAGUUGUUUUGUUGGAGAUAGCCACUGGAAGAAAGGCCAUUGACUACCAAGACAUGGAGGUUCAGGAAACAAUUGUUGAAUGGGUUUGGCAACUAUAUGGAUUGGGAAAUAUCCUUGCAGCAGCAGACCCAAAGCUAUGUGGGGUGUUUGAUGUGCAGCAAAUGGAGUGUUUGCUGGUUGUUGGCCUCUGGUGUGCUAAUCCAGAUUGCAGAUCCAGACCCUCCAUAAGGCAAGUGAUUAAGGUGCUUAACUUUGAAGCUCCUUUACCUGUUCUCUCACAAUCGGUACCUGCGCUAAUGUAUCUCCCAUGGACAACAAAUGAGUUGUUUUUUACAGUUUCAUCUUCCUUAAAGGCUACAUGUUGAUUGGUUUGGAAAUAAACAACAUGUCAUGUACAUAAACUAAUACUGCAAUGCAUUAAGAACAGCAUGCAAUUCUGCAACUAAAAUGUUUGGUGGAUAUAGAAAGAAGAAAAUUGAAACUGAACUCUUAGUACAAUAAGACAAUUUUGAACAAAUUGUAUAAGAAUUAAGAACUACAGCUCAAGGAUCUGAAUCUAGAUAUGAAAAAUCAAACUUAGUGACUAAUUUCUGUCUAAUUCUAAUGAAACUGAAGAAAAGGAAGAUGAAACUGAGAUAAAAUGCUCAUUUGUUGUUGGAGAGCGAAGAGCAAGGUGAGGCAUUUUCUGUGGUAAAAUUGGCAAUGAAGCUUCAAAGUUUAGCACUUUAAUCACUUUCCUUAUACAUGGCCUUGAUU